AUGUCUCACAAUUCUGAGGCAGAGUGGGAAGACGACGAUCCAGGUCAUAUUCGAACAAUGUUGGCAGUUCUCCUUGGAAAUGUUUUUGACGAUUUUACCUCCUACGGAGCUGGACAAAGCGAUGCGGAUACCCUGCGUUCCAAGAUAGCUACCAAUUGUCUUGGGAUGGUUGGACUGGGAGCUGCCGGGUGGUUCUUGAACAGCGCAUAUUUCAUGAUCUUUGUGGCAUUUCGAGAAUUCCAAGCAUCGAGUAUUCGUGGGAAGAUUUUCGUGGAGCUACUGAAACGCGAUGUGGCAUGGUUUGAGGCACAGAAAGAAGGCUCAGGAGCAUUCCUAUCAGGUAUUCAAGCGUGUGACAGUAAUAUUCACGAUUUACAGUCGGCGACUUCUCAACCUCUGGGCCUCGUGUUGCAGUAUGGCUGUCGGUCGCUGGCAUCCUUGAUACUGGCUUUGGUUAUUUCGUGGAAGCUAGCUUUGGUCACUCUUGCAGGUAUUCCUUUGUUUUCAUCAAUAAUUGCGUAUCUGUCCACUCGAAUGAAAGCGAGUAUCACGGCACAACAGGUCGAGCUCACUCAUGUGUCGAAAAUUGCGAACAAUGCUAUUGCCUCGAUCGAUACGGUAAAAUGCCUCAACGGUCAAUCAUUCGAAUUGAAAAACUUCGCGAGUCGGGUCGAGCAGGCUGCAAUACACUACCUCAAACAAGCGCGGCUGAAUUCCAUACAAAUUGCGAUGAUCCGAUGGAUGAUGUUCGGGAUGUUUGUCCAGGGCUUUUGGUAUGGCAGCAGUCUGACCCGCUCUGGGAAAAUUUCAUCUGGAGAUGUUAUCACUACAUUCUGGGCGUGCACGACCGCAGCCCAAUCUAUCGAGCAGGUCCUUCCACAGAUGAUUGUUAUGGAGAAAGGCAAAGUUGCAAGUUUUAUCCUGAAAAGGAUGAUACGAGAGCGUGCGAAAGAUGCGAUUGGCAGCGAACUUAAUGCCCGAAACGUGCGUUCUGAAUCCUUCCACAUUUUCUUCCCUGCUGAGGAGACGACCUUUGUGAUAGGGAAGAGUGGAUCAGGCAAAAGCACACUCGGUCAGCUACUCAUGCGGUUUUACCUUCCCACAUCUGGACAGAUACUUAUCGAUGGUCACUCGAUCGAAUCUCUGGACAUUAAUUGGAUUCGGAAUAAUAUCACUCUUCUGGAGCAACGAUCCGUUUUAUUCAACGACUCCGUAUUACAAAACUUUAUGUUUGGACGUCAUGAUUCGGAGUCUAUUUCCAAAAGGGACAUUGAAGAUUCGAUUGAGCUUGCAAUGCUCCAGAAUACGAUCGGAGGACUACCUCGCGGCAUUGAUACUUCUGUCGGCCCCGGUGGGAGCUUUCUCAGUGGAGGCCAAAGACAAAGGGUUGCAAUUGCUAGAGCCGGGCUUCGGGACACGCCUAUUCUCAUUCUGGACGAGCCAACUAGUGCUCUAGAUCAAACAAACCGUGUAGCAGUCAUGAAGGCAAUCCGCAGGUGGCGUAGGAGAAAAACGACGAUCAUCAUUACCCACGACAUGUCCCAGAUUUCAGAAAGUGAUUUCGUUUACAUUUUGGAGCAUGGUUCAAUCAUGCAAUCUGGUUUCAGACACGAGCUUCAGAACCGUGCCGGAUGCGAGAAGUAUUUCUCCUCGUCAACAAAGGCAGGCGCUAGUUCCUCAAAUCAACACAUCGCGGGAAAUCGCAAUUCGCCUCCUUCAACUCUCUCGUCUCCCCAACUUAAAAACGUCUACUUUCGCUAUCCUUCACAACCAGACACAUUAGUCCUGAGAAAUGUUUCUCUGACCAUAUCCCGAAAUUCGUGCACCGCCAUUGUGGGACGUUCCGGCUCUGGAAAGUCAACCAUCGCUUCACUCCUAUUAGCACUCUACGAAUCCCCCGAAUCUCGAAGCCAUGAGCCCACAGUGAUGCUAGGUGGAAGGGAUAUCCAGCUUCUCCACGUCCCCCUUCUUCGCUCCCAGAUCUCCAUCGUAUCCCAACAACCAACUAUUUUUCCCGGGAGCAUCCACGCAAUCAUUACCUAUGGAAUCAAGUCAAAUGCCCCAAUGGCAUCAAUGGAAAGUGUUCGUACUGCAGCGAAUGCAGCAGGAAUCGAUGAGUUUAUCAUGUCCCUUCCGAAGGGGUACUGGACAGUGAUAGGUGAUGGUGGCAUCGGUCUCUCUGGGGGACAAAAACAGCGGAUAGUUAUUGCGCGCGCACUACUGCGUCACCCGCAGAUCCUCAUUUUAGAUGAAGCUACGUCAAGUCUUGAUCCAGCGGGCGCUGAAGUUGUACGUCAAACGAUUCAGAGACUGGUUUCUUUGCGUCGAGAUCUUACUGUUAUCAUCAUCACGCAUGCUAGGGAGAUGAAUCAGAUUGCGGAUCAUGUCGUUGUCCUGGAUCAGGGUUUUGUUGUUGAAGAUGGUCCCUAUGAUGCUCUUGCGGAGAGAGUGGGCGGUAGAUUGUAUGAGCUGAUGAAUGAUCCCCCGGAUGGAGGUGCGUAA
Molecule: messenger RNA, 2502 nt
Organism: Penicillium malachiteum
Lineage: Eukaryota; Fungi; Ascomycota; Eurotiomycetes; Eurotiales; Aspergillaceae
Exons: 5
Coding region: 1-2502 (833 amino acids)
Biological process (GO): transmembrane transport
Cellular component (GO): membrane
Molecular function (GO): ATP hydrolysis activity; ATP binding; ABC-type oligopeptide transporter activity
Source: RefSeq, a predicted model, not a curated record